UUUUUUGGUAGGGUUCAACUGAAACUCGCAGCCUCUAUUUGAGAUCAGGAGAAGAUGAGACCUAUCUUGAUGAAAGGCCAUGAGAGGCCUUUAACAUUUCUUAAGUACAACAGAGAAGGUGAUCUUCUCUUCUCCUGUGCUAAAGACCACACUCCCACAGUCUGGUUUGCUGAUAACGGGGAGCGGUUGGGGACUUACAGAGGCCACAAUGGUGCUGUUUGGUGUUGCGAUGUAUCAAGGGAUUCGACGCACCUCAUCACUGGAAGUGCGGAUCAGACAGUAAAGUUAUGGAAUAUUCAGACUGGGGCGCAGCUUUACACAUUCAAUUUUGAUUCACCGGCUAGAGCGGUAGAUUUUUCGGUUGGUGAUAAGCUUGCUGUAAUCACCACCGACCCAUUUAUGGAACUGCCUUCGUCCAUUCUUGUCAAGCGCAUUGCCAGAGACUCUGAAGAGCAGACUGGUGAAUCUGUGCUCACAAUCAGGGGACCUCAAGGGAGAAUUAAUAGAGCUGUCUGGGGACCCUUGAACCGGACUAUAAUAAGUGCUGGGGAAGAUGCAGUCGUCCGGAUAUGGGAUUCCGAGACAGGGAAACUGCUUAAAGAAUCAGACAAAGAAACUGGUCAUCAGAAGACGAUUACAUCGCUGUCAAAAUCUGAAGAUGGUUCGCAUUUCCUCACUGGCUCUCUUGAUAAAUCUGCGAAGCUCUGGGACAUAAGAACGCUUACUCUUAUCAAGACAUAUGUGACGGAGCGCCCAGUCAAUGCUGUUGCCAUGUCUCCACUUCUUGAUCACGUGGUGAUGGGAGGUGGUCAAGAUGCAUCACAUGUCACAACAACUGAUCGUCGUGCUGGAAAAUUUGAGGCAAAAUUCUUUCACAAAAUUCUGCAAGAGGAAAUUGGGGGUGUAAAAGGGCAUUUUGGACCUAUAAAUGCUUUGGCAUUCAACCCUGAUGGAAGAAGUUUCUCAAGUGGAGGUGAAGAUGGGUACGUGAGAUUGCAUCACUUUGACCCGGAUUACUUCAAUAUCAAGAUGUAGCUUGUUAACACACUUUUAAGUUGGAGCAAUUUUCCCUUUAUUUCUCUUACUCAAGCUUUCUUC
This is a messenger RNA of Telopea speciosissima, 1098 nucleotides long. RefSeq names its product eukaryotic translation initiation factor 3 subunit I-like. Gene Ontology annotation, cellular component: eukaryotic translation initiation factor 3 complex, eIF3m; cytoplasm. Gene Ontology annotation, biological process: cytoplasmic translational initiation. Gene Ontology annotation, molecular function: RNA binding; translation initiation factor activity; protein binding. The transcript is spliced from 8 exons. The record is from RefSeq and is a predicted model, not a curated record. Bases 55 to 1035 code for a protein of 326 amino acids. Lineage: Eukaryota; Viridiplantae; Streptophyta; Magnoliopsida; Proteales; Proteaceae.